CUAAAUUAUAAAAAGAGCUAAAACCCUAACCCUAAAAAAAAUUGCACGAUAUAAAACUCCAGUUUAUGACUCUUCUCCCUCCAUUUUGCUAGAGCUUGUGGCCGCCGAACCUUCACUUUCUUUCGUCUCACACGCAGUUUCUCUCUCCUCUCGACCUUAGAAGGUAGCAGGAAAUAUGGCGUACCCAAUGAAGCCCACAAAGCCGGGUAUGGAGGAAGCCCAAGAGACCACCCACAAGAUCAGAAUCACUCUUUCUUCUAAGAAUGUUAAGAAUCUUGAGAAAGUGUGUGCUGAUCUUGUACGUGGUGCAAAGGACAAGCAUCUUAGAGUCAAGGGACCAGUAAGGAUGCCAACCAAGGUUCUGAAGAUCACAACAAGGAAGUCUCCCUGUGGAGAAGGAACCAACACAUGGGACAGAUUUGAGUUGCGUGUCCACAAGAGAGUCAUCGACCUCUUCAGCUCCCCAGAUGUUGUCAAGCAGAUCACAUCUAUCACCAUUGAGCCUGGGGUUGAGGUUGAAGUUACAAUCGCCGACUCUUAGACGAUCCCGCCAUGGUUAUCAUGCUGUAGGGCUUUUGUAGGUGCCUCCAUAUAUAGUGGUGCUAUCUUACUAUGAAUUUUGAAGAUAACUGAAUUGUUUGUUUGGAGAGGUGUUUUCAUUUAGUUAUUAAUGUCAUGAUGUUUUUGAAGGCAAUAGACAUGCGGUACUUCUUAAUGCUUUAUCUAUAGAACUCCCCAAUUUGAGUAAUGUUUACGAGAAAUUUUGUUCAA
Beta vulgaris subsp. vulgaris (sugar beet) is the source of this 771-nucleotide messenger RNA. RefSeq names its product 40S ribosomal protein S20-2. Gene Ontology annotation, molecular function: structural constituent of ribosome. NCBI's taxonomy places the organism in Eukaryota, Viridiplantae, Streptophyta, Magnoliopsida, Caryophyllales, Amaranthaceae. The coding region runs from base 176 to 541 and encodes 121 amino acids. The transcript is spliced from 4 exons. Gene Ontology annotation, cellular component: ribosome; cytosolic small ribosomal subunit. The record is from RefSeq and is a predicted model, not a curated record. Gene Ontology annotation, biological process: translation.